CUCAUUGCGACCCCCUAACAAUCUAACAGUCCCCAAAAAUCUGGGGUAAUCCAGUCACACUCGUAAGCGAAUUUCCACAAACCAAAGCAUCGGGUAUCGGCGACUGGGGGUUUGUUCAAGGAAGAAAACCCUUUCUCUUAUUUCCAGUCGUAGUCCAUUUUACAUCGGACGGAUUUAUCUCCUAUUCAUUACAUUCUCCACACGGGUAGAAGCAAGUGUGGCCUGUCAUGCGGACUCUAUUAUAGCCCAACAUGACGCUCUACUUUGAGCAGUGCUGGGCUAUACUAAGCACAAUCGGGAUCGCCAAUGUCCUCUAUGGUCUGACAGUCAUCAGCAUCACCAAGUUCUCCCCGGUCGUGCUGAUCCCGAUCGUUGUCAGUGCGGCCUGCGCUAUCGCCAACGGAUUGUGUUACUAUGCAUUCUACUCGGACUUUCCAACCACGAACACGGCCGUCGCGUCCGGGUUUGCCGAUUUCUUCUGGCUGAUACAGGAAGUCGGCAUCUCGUUCUACAGCUACGCGAUCCUCAUCCGCCUCCUGACCCGCCGCAGCCGGACAGUCUUUAUGGUGUUAUUCUGGGUCAUGGUCUUCGGCAUUGCCGUGUUGCGGAUGGUUAUACUCGUCGGCCGCAUCAAGAUCAUCCUCGACCCCGGCUCCGGCUUCCUCAAGGUCGUGAACUACCUCCACGUAGGCUACUUCUCGCUCAUCGCCCUGCUGGAGUGCACGAGCGCGUUCUUCCUGCUGCGCGAGUUCGCGUCGGCCAGGAAGGCGUCCAAGGAUGCGGCGCUGAGCGGAAGCGCGUUGCUGCAGCAUCUCAUGCGCGGCACCGAGACUAGGGUUGCAUCGCUGGCACUGAUUGGUAUCUCGAGGGCCGUCGCGUAUAUCUUCAACCAGUCUCUGCCGCAGGCUCUGACGACCGCCGGGCAGGUCGAUCGCUUCGUGUACACACUGGAAUGCCUGUUCCCGAUGAUGAUAUAGUUAGUGGUCGCCAACCUCCAAACACUAAUGACGCAUGUCGACGUUGACUUUACGUAGUAUCGAUAUACUGGCGUGCAAGAUCAAGUUCUCUAGCCCGAGCACGAUAGAGAUGCCUCAUAUACCAAGCUUGAAGUCAGGCGAAGCGAUUUGGGACGGCAUAGAGGAUGUCAAUCAUCACGUGGCGAGAAGCCGUCACAGUAGAGGCAGUACAGCUGAACAACAACUUGUCACAAGGCCGCCGGAUGCUGUCACAGAUGAUUGGGAAAGCCAUGGCGUGUUAAAAACAGUCGAAUUCACAAUGCACGAUGAAACAGGUUCAAGCUGUUACGGGAUUAGCUAUAAUAGAACUCCUAGCCUUAAUUAAAGCUUUUAUUUUACAGAGUUUAUUUCACCUUAUUAAUCCUCUCGUUUGUAAUAUGAAG
This is a messenger RNA of Truncatella angustata, 1399 nucleotides long. RefSeq lists its product as uncharacterized. The transcript has a single exon. NCBI's taxonomy places the organism in Eukaryota, Fungi, Ascomycota, Sordariomycetes, Amphisphaeriales, Sporocadaceae. The record is from RefSeq and is a predicted model, not a curated record. The coding region runs from base 252 to 977 and encodes 241 amino acids.